AUGACCACUCCAGCUCUCGUUGACCACUCGCCCCACCAGCCGGAGCCCUCGCCUCCUGUAGCCACGGCGUCUAAUCUCAUCCUCAUUGACAACUAUGACUCCUUCACCUGGAAUAUCUAUCAAUACCUGGUUCUCGAGGGUGCUACGGUCCAUGUUUUUCGUAAUGACCAAAUCACUAUUGACGAGCUGGUAAAAAAGAACCCAACGCAGCUCAUUAUCAGUCCCGGCCCUGGCCAUCCUACCACCGACUCUGGUGUCAGCAGGGACGCCAUUCGACAUUUUGCCGGCAAGAUUCCCAUCUUUGGGGUCUGCAUGGGACUGCAAUGCAUGUUUGAUGUCUAUGGUGGCCAGGUCGACUCUGCCGGGGAAUGGCUCCACGGCAAGACAUCGCCAUUGACCCACGAUUCGAAGGGUGUCUUUGCCGGUCUUGAACAAGGCCUGCCUGUAACCCGAUACCACUCUUUGGCGGGCACCCGUCUGACACUUCCCGAAUGUUUGGAGGUGACGUCUUGGGUGGCCAAGGAUGACGGCUCGCAGGGCAUCAUCCAAGGGGUCCGCCAUAAGAAAUUCGCCAUGGAGGGUGUACAAUUUCACCCUGAAAGCAUUCUGACAGCCCAUGGCCGUACAAUCAUUAAGAACUUCUUGCGCAUGCAGGGUGGAACCUGGGAAGAGAAUGCCAGGCUGCAGAGGACAGCCGCAGUCAACGAGACCACUACAGCUGCACCAGCAGUGAGUAACAACAUUCUCCAAAGAAUAUACGCAAAUCGGAGAGCAGCCGUCGAGAUUCAAAAGCAGAUCCCUUCUCAAAGGAUGUCUGAUCUUGAAGCAGCCUACAACUUGAAUGCUGCUCCUCCCCUAGUCCCCUUCUUGGCUCGUCUUAAGCAGACGCCUUUUGAUGUGUCCUUGAUGGCUGAAAUCAAGCGCGGCUCUCCGUCCAAGGGAAUUUUUGCCCUUGACAUAAGCGCACCAGUGCAGGCCAGGAAGUACGCCUUGGCUGGAGCAAGUGUCAUCUCAGUGCUUACCGAACCUGAGUGGUUCAAGGGUAGUAUUGACGAUCUCCGUGCCGUUCGGCAAGUCCUCGAUGGUAUGCCAAACAGGCCUGCCAUUCUCCGAAAAGAAUUCAUUUUUGAUGAAUAUCAAAUUCUGGAAGCAAGGCUGGCCGGUGCAGAUACUGUGCUUCUGAUUGUCAAGAUGCUUGAGACCGAACUCCUUGAACGACUGUACAAAUACUCCCUUUCGUUGGGCAUGGAGCCUUUGGUAGAGGUACAAACUGCUGAGGAAAUGGAAAUUGCCGUGAAGCUCGGCUCGAAAGUCGUCGGUGUCAACAAUCGAAACUUGGAGAGCUUUGAAGUCGACAUGGGCACAACCGGCCGACUGCGGAAGAUGGUUCCCCAGAACACCGUCAUCUGUGCUCUCUCAGGUAUCAACAGCUACAAGGAUGUGCUUGCAUGCAAGAACGAUGGUGUCAAGGCCAUUCUUGUUGGCGAGUCGAUCAUGCGAGCGCCAGAUGCCACAUCAUUUAUUGCGGAAUUGUGCUCAGGAUCCAAGCCUGCAAUGAAGAAACGACAGCCGAGGCCCCUCUUUGUAAAAGUUUGUGGAGUUCGAAGUCUUGAGGCGGCGAAGCAGGCAGUGGAAUCCAAGGCCGACUUCGUUGGGAUCAUCCUGGUACCCGGCACCAAGCGGUGUGUCUCACACGAUUCUGCUUUGGCCAUCUCGAAAGCUGUUCACGCAUCAGGGGACAACCUGGCGGACAGGAAAGAAGAGCCGAUUUCAAAGAGCGGAGCUACUGACUUUUUCGCCGCCGCAGAAGAUCGUCUGCAAAGCUCGAGGACGCGGCUGGUAGGCGUGUUCCAGAAUCAACCCCUCAGUGAAAUCUUGGAGAAACAGCGACAGUACAAGCUGGAUUUGGUGCAGCUCCAUGGUGAGGAGCCCAUCGAGUGGGCAAAGUUCAUCCCCGUCCCCGUCAUCCGAUCAUUCAAGGCAGACAACGUCGGAAUAGGACUGCGUGGCUAUCACACCAUUCCUUUGCUCGACCCAGGUGCUGGGUCUGGAAAGCUGCUAGACGUCUCUAAAGUGAAGGCGGCUCUGGAAGGGGACCCUGAUCUGCGAGUAUUCCUUGCUGGCGGCUUGAACCCCGAAAACGUGGCCGAAACAGUCAAGGCGCUCGGAGACGUCAGUGAUCGUGUAGUUGGCGUGGAUGUCAGCAGUGGUGUAGAGGAAGGUGGCGAGCAGAGUCUUGAGAAAAUCGAUGCUUUUGUCAAAGCUGGCAAGACGAUUCGAUAA
Messenger RNA from Metarhizium album ARSEF 1941, 2283 nucleotides. RefSeq names its product trifunctional tryptophan biosynthesis enzyme. Lineage: Eukaryota; Fungi; Ascomycota; Sordariomycetes; Hypocreales; Clavicipitaceae. Gene Ontology annotation, biological process: L-tryptophan biosynthetic process. The record is from RefSeq and is a predicted model, not a curated record. The coding region runs from base 1 to 2283 and encodes 760 amino acids. The transcript has 2 exons. Gene Ontology annotation, cellular component: cytosol. Gene Ontology annotation, molecular function: anthranilate synthase activity; phosphoribosylanthranilate isomerase activity; indole-3-glycerol-phosphate synthase activity.